GGAGGAUGUGAGUGAUGAAGAGUGAUGAAGAGUGAGUCAGGAAGAUGAAGAAACCUCAGCUGAUGACGUAGCAGCGGUGGUUUCCCUCAUUUCGCAGGUCGGACAGUUAAAGUUUGACAUGAAGCUGCUGGAACAUUUAACACGCAGCUGUCUCUGAACAAACACAUUAAUAUCUAUAAAGUUACUUUUUAUCGGUUUUAAUAGAACGCGACGCGUUUUCACCGAGUUAUUUUGCGGCAACAAUGUUGCAGAAGUUGCCUAAAGAGGCUGAAGUUGCCCCCGCGAGGAGCCGGUGGGGCUCCGCGGGGCUCGCGGUGCUGCUGCUCGGCGUGCUGGCGGCCCGCUGCCGGGCGGAGGAAGCGUCCUGCCACGGAGCAUACGACCUCUACUUUGUCCUGGACAAGUCUGGAAGUGUCUCCGCUGACUGGGUCGAGAUUUACUCCUUCGUCAGGAACCUCACCGACAGAUUUGUGAGCCCCAGAAUGAGAGUUUCCUUCAUCGUGUUCUCAGCCAGAGCAACAGUGCUGCUGGAUCUGACUGGAGACAGAUACGCUAUAGAGGAGGGUCUGCAGCGUCUGAGGGAGGUGAAACCAGCAGGAGAAACAUACAUGCACGAAGGAAUCAAAGCCGCUUCGCAGCAGAUCCAGAAACAGGGAGUGAAGUCGUCCAGCAUCAUUCUGGCUCUGACCGACGGGAAGCUGGAGGUUUAUGUUCACGAGCUGACGGUGCAGCAGGCUGAAGAGGCGAGGAAAUAUGGCGCCCGUGUUUACUGUGUUGGUAUCAAGGACUUCGACGAGCAGCAGCUCGCUGAUAUCGCCGACACCAAGGACCAAGUGUUUCCUGUCAAAGAUGGCUUCCACGCACUCAAAGGCAUCGUCAACUCUAUAUUAAAGCGCUCCUGCACCGAGAUCCUGAGCGUGGAGCCCUCCAGUGUCUGUGUCAACGAAUCCUUCGACAUCGUGCUGAGAGGAAACGGUUUCUCUCUCGGUCGAACCAACGAAGGCGUCGUCUGCAGCUUCCUGAUCGACCAGCAGACCAUCAAUCAGAAGCCGACUGCGGUCCGUAACGACUACAUGUUGUGUCCGGCUCCGCAGCUCUAUGAAGUCGGACAGACGAUGGACGUCCUCAUAAGCCUCAACAACGGGAAAUCCUUCAUCUCCAGCGCCCACACCAUCUCCGCCUCCACAUGUUCAGACGGGCUGGCGGUGGCCAUCGUCUUCCUGGUGCUCUUCAUCCUGGUGGCUCUGGCCCUCAUGUGGUGGUUCUGGCCUCUCUGCUGCACUGUGGUCAUCAAAGACCCGCCGCCACCUCCUCCACCUUCCCGUCCUCCACCACCUGAGCCGGAGGACCAGCCCAAGAAGAAGUGGCCGACCGUGGACGCCUCCUACUACGGAGGAAGAGGAGCUGGAGGGAUCAAACGCAUGGAGGUGCGUUGGGGUGAGAAGGGCUCUACGGAGGAAGGAGCCCGUCUGGAGAUGGCCAAGAACGCCAUCGUGUCCAUUCCAGAGGAGUCGGAGGAGCCGAUGAUCAAACGGCCCAAACCCAAGGCGGUCCCCACAUACCACCACAACGAGAACAAGUGGUACACUCCCAUCAAGGGUCGUCUGGACGCUGUGUGGGCUCUGCUGAGGCGACAGUACGACAGAGUUUCUCUCAUGAGACCCACCGACGCACAAAAGGGUCGGUGUAUGAAUUUCAACCGUGUGCAGCAUCAGUAGAAGAAGAAGAAGAAGAACUACUGCGUGCUGGAAGAACAAGAGAAGAAGAAUUUCAGGUUGUUUUUUUUAUUUUUGGGUCCUGCAGCUGAAACCACUAAAUGUUCCCUUGUCUCCUUUCCUGGUUCCUUUCCUGGUUCCUUCUGCUCUCUAAAGCACACAGGGUGAAAUGUUAAUAUUAUUAGUCUUUUAUUAAGUUAUUUACCUUUUGUUCUGUCACCAAAUUAUUUCUAUUUUCCGGCCCUGAACGCAGCACUCCAUCCUUUUUAUUUAUUUAUUUACACAUAAUUUUAAAAUCCAAAUGAAAAUUUAAAAUCAUAAUAAACAGCAAAACAUGAUCUUGU
Messenger RNA from Centropristis striata (black sea bass), 2059 nucleotides. It is a transcript of the gene antxr2a, whose product is annotated as ANTXR cell adhesion molecule 2a. Gene Ontology annotation, cellular component: membrane. Bases 243 to 1718 code for a protein of 491 amino acids. Lineage: Eukaryota; Metazoa; Chordata; Actinopteri; Perciformes; Serranidae. Gene Ontology annotation, molecular function: signaling receptor activity. The transcript is spliced from 17 exons. The record is from RefSeq and is a predicted model, not a curated record.